This is a messenger RNA of Aedes aegypti (yellow fever mosquito), 2543 nucleotides long. Its product is annotated as tensin-3. The record is from RefSeq and is a predicted model, not a curated record. The transcript has 5 exons. NCBI's taxonomy places the organism in Eukaryota, Metazoa, Arthropoda, Insecta, Diptera, Culicidae. The coding region runs from base 1244 to 2194 and encodes 316 amino acids.
CCGCCACAGUCUCGAUGAACUCGGCCUAUGGUGCAGUCGUCGCGCGCGAUUGCCGUUCUCCUGCCUAUAGAUAGGUCCGUACCUUGGUCGUUGGGCCGCGUGGAUUUGUUGUUUUGGAAACUUUCAGUUCCAGUCUUCGUCGUCGCGGCCGUAGAGAGCGGUUAGUUCUGCAACCAGGCGGCUGGUGGGUGCUGCUGUUGAUGAUGGUGUUGGUGGAAUGACUGUUUUUUUUUUGCAAACCUCGUCGACCAGUAUCUCGCUCAACACGAGAAAAGGGGGUUCCUCGCUGGAGACUGCGACCACUGCAGAUCAGUUGGACUCGCAUAGCGGUACCUGUGGGAACACAGUGCGGUUUUCGGUUCUUGCGCGCGCUCGUUGACUUUGACCACGUUGCAUACUUACGUUAAACUUUACAUCUACCGGAUCUUCGCGUGUGGUUCCUUCCUUAUGCUUCUGCAGUUGAGAUUCAUUCUUGAGUGAAGGUUAUUCUUUUUUCGCGUGCGUGCAGCUCUGACAUCACACGGGUCUGCUCGGUUGGAAUUUCUUGGGCGGCUUUCCGGUGAAUUCUUGAACCAUCGAAACGGACGAAGAAGCAAAGCAGCGAAGAAACGUAAAUCUUAGGAAUUUGCUGCACCUAACUCGCUUUGGAGCAUUCGUGGUUUCGUAUUGGAUGCGGAAAGUGGAGUGAAGCGGAGACGAGUGACGUGACAUCAUGACGGCUCUCCGGUGGGGAAAUAAAUUAUGCGUCCGGUAGCUCCCGGUGGCGAUGGGGGAUUAAACCUUUCGCUGCGACCCGAAGGGAGAUAGUUUUCGUGGUAGUGAACAUCAGAGCAGUUUACGGAGGUUUAAAGUUGUUUGCUAGGUGUUUAAGCCCGGUGGGUGGUAAGGAAGUUGCUAGUGGUGUAGGUUGUGACCAACCGAACGAAGAGGAAAUUGUGUUUGAAAAAGAAGUUCUCUGGGAUGAUUUUCGCUGGUAAUUGAAUGGAAUUCACAAAACGAUCAGUGCCUUGGUGUCGACAAUAAAUCACAAAAGUGCUUUUGUAAACUUGUGGAUCCAUUGUGCUGGGCUCAACCGAUUAUUUCAAAUGAUCCAGUAACAGGAAAUUUUACAUCUCGUUAACAAGCCACUUCAAAUGAGUACCGUCACCCCCAUCGUCGCCAUCACCGCUCAGCAUAACAAUUCAGUCGUCAUUGAAAAUUUCCAGAUCGUCUUGUGAUGUGCUGACCCAAGCCUAAGGCGAAAAUGAACUGCACGGCGCUCAACAGCAAUCAAAUUGAAACGACGCCCAACAACCAUCCUCGGUUGACGGUACCGACGGCUGCAACCCGAGCCUCCGUUGGAGUGCCGAUAUCGAAUGCUUCCACCAGUACCGGAAUUUUCUUCCACCACACCAACAACCUCUUGGACGUUCCGCACCCGAACAGCUCCGCGGAGGGAAAUUCACCAACCGAACUGAACAACUGCCGGAGAUUGACUGAAAAACCUCCGCUGGUCAAACGCCUAACCAUGGGUAUUCUUCGGACCGCCGAAGACAGUAGACCCCUGGUGCACAGCUCAUCGCCCUCGAGCUCCUCCAGCUCGUCUCAAACGAUCUCCGACGGCUAUGUCAACGAAGGCAUAUGCAGCGAAGCCGUUGAAGCGAACGUCGUGUUCAACAAGUUCGGUGAUUCAUGUCAACGGACGUUGGUUACGCAAGCCACCGUGGAAGGAUCGCCUCGCUUCAACCACAGCAUAGCCCUUUAUCCCCAAGCGGGUCCAACUGGGGCUCCCGUCCCCCUGCGAAACGAUUGUCUCAGCUUGAAGGAGCAACACGAACUCAAAGGAGCGCCUUGGUAUCAGGCCGGAAUCCCGCGGGAGAUCUCCCUGGAGGUGCUCUCCCGACAGAAUCCGGGAGCAUUUCUGGUGCGCCAGAGUACCACCAAACCAGGCUGUUUCGCUCUGUCCCUCAGAGUUCCCCCACCGGCACCAAAAGUAGCGCAUUAUUUAAUUUUAAGGACGAUACGAGGUUAUAAGAUUAAGGGCUUUACCAAGGAAUUCAGCUCACUGCGAGCGUUGAUAACGCACCACUCUGUGAUGCCAGAGUUGCUCCCGGUUCCGCUGGCCUUACCUAGACCCCCACAGGUCGGCCCACGCCAGGAGGAUCCGGAAAUGUAUGGAUCGCUGAACGAGUUUCAAAAAAUUAUGGCAGAAUAACCCUUCUAGUUAGACCAGUUGUGGCGGAACAUUGUGAAAGACUUGGCUAGUCAUUUAAACCCCAGUUAGGACCAGAGAGAGGAUUGUAGGCGUUAACAAAUGGAAAAUGUUAAAAAGGAACUCUGAAAAUUUUGGCUUUAAUUCCAAACUUAAAACGACGUUAAGGAAAUCAAGUUCAAUUUAUUUAGGCAUUAGUAAACGGAUGCGUGUAUCCAAUUGUUGAAACAAUUUAUUAGACCUAUGUAGUAAAAUUUAAAUAAUACAUUUAUUAGAUAUGUGAAGUUUACAUUUGUAGGAUUAGUUAUUCGACAAAUAAAGUUACGAAUAAAUAUGUUACAGACCACCAUAA